Messenger RNA from Hemicordylus capensis (graceful crag lizard), 2061 nucleotides. It is a transcript of the gene ARL6IP5, whose product is annotated as ADP ribosylation factor like GTPase 6 interacting protein 5. The record is from RefSeq and is a predicted model, not a curated record. Lineage: Eukaryota; Metazoa; Chordata; Lepidosauria; Squamata; Cordylidae. Gene Ontology annotation, cellular component: membrane. The transcript has 3 exons. Bases 83 to 649 code for a protein of 188 amino acids. Gene Ontology annotation, biological process: negative regulation of transport.
GUGGCAGGUUGGCUCGUAGCUCUUUCACCCUGCCCUGCUGACGUGCUGACGUUGCUGCAGGAUUCCGAAUGGGAAAGGCAUUAUGGACGUGCAAGUCGCGCCGCUGAGAUCUUGGGACGAUUUCAUCCCGGGCCACGAUCGUUUUGCCGUGCCGGAUUUCAAAGAUAUUUCCAAAUGGAACAACAGGGUGGUCAGCAAUUUGCUCUAUUAUCAGACCAACUAUCUGGUGGUGGCUGCCACCGUGAUCUCCAUAGUGGGGUUUCUGAGUCCACUGAGCAUGCUCCUUGGUGGUGCUGUAGUGGUCCUGGUGUUCGCAGGAUUUGUGUGGGCAUCGCAUAACAAAGACUUCAUUCGCAAGUUUAAGAAGCACUAUCCAGCUGCAUUUGUCAUAGUCAUUAUGCUGUCAAGCUAUUUCCUGAUAUCCUUUUAUGGAGGCGUUAUGGUGUUCAUGUUUGGAAUCACGUUUCCUCUGCUCUUGAUAUUUGUUCAUGCUUCCUUGAGACUUCGUAACAUAAAGAACAAACUGGAGAACAAGAUGGAGGGCAUAGGCUUGAAGAAGACUCCUAUGGGUAUUGUACUGGAUCUUCUCGAGCAACAAGAAGAGAGCAUCAACAAGCUGGCUGACUACCUGGCUAAAGCAAAGGAAUAAAUCUGCAUGCUGUUCCAUGUUCCUUGCUUGUCCAGGCUCAUUUUUCAGUCUGUGAGAGCAAAAAAGAAUACACAGACUGCAAAGAUGACGUGUGACACAAUACUGCAACAUCUUCAGGGCUCCUCUGACCAGGGUGGGGAGGCAAUAGUAACUUUUCUGUAACCUACUAAAAUGUGUUUGACACACACAUGCAUUUGAUAGUUCAUAGCACUUGCUUUUGUCUUCAGGAAAAAAAAGGAAUGCAUUUGCAGAACUUCUGUCAACGUGUUAGUGUUUUCCAAAGUAUGUCCUCUGUGGUAGUGCACUUAAUGCAUAUAAUCCCUUUUGUCUCCUGUCGAAGUGAAGGUGGUAUUGCACAGCUCCAAAACUAAUAUAAAAUAGGGCUCUAAAAAUCAGUUUUGGAGUACAUCUUUUGACUGAUCUGUGUUUCCAAAUGGAAAGGUAGUGGGUUGCACCACAUGUACCUUUUUGAAGUUGUUUGAGAAACUGAUCUUUCUCCUGUUCACAAACUGAAACCUUUUUCUGUGCAAGAAUUGCAAGCUUUUACAGAUGACAUCUAGCAAACAGACAUUCCUUCAAUAACAUGCGAAAUCAUACUAUUCAGGUGACAAGUUGCAUAACAAGAUGAAUCUGACUUUCUGUGCAUGCCACAUCCAACUGUUACAUACGUACUUUACCUUAUAUAUACAAUAUAAAAUAGAAUAUGUGAGUAUUUAAAAAAUAACUCCGCCAGAUUCAAAAUAUGCAGUUAAACACAAUUAAGACUCUUUAAGAGGCUUUAGUCUAAUUGAUAUAUGUAUGUAUAUUUUGCAGAACAAAUUAACUGGAAGUAAGAUUCGCAAACUUGACCUGUUAAUACCUCAUAUUAGCACCUGGGAUAGGGCUGUCCAGGCUUUAUUUUCCUAUAAUAGAAGAGAGGAAACCAUUCCAGGCAACCUCUUGCAGUAUUCUCAAGCACCUUAAAUUUUUGCCUGAAUAUCUGUUUGAAUAGGAUGGACUUGAGUACUAGAACUAUACGUUAUAAAAUAUUCCAGUCUCCAUUACAUGUCACCACACUCCUUUUUUCCUUUCUAAUGCAUUUAUAUGCAAUUACUAGACUCUCUUUUACAUAAGAUAUCCUCCAAAGAAAAAUUCCUCAUUUGACUCUUGAAAUUGGUGUUAGAAUGUGCCUGCCCCCUCUAAACUGAGAAUUGUAAUGCCUCAUUCCAUAUUUACAUUGUAAAAUGAUCAGUAUUUUGUUGCGAGUGUGUGUCUCUACCUAUAUAUUCUAGGAUUAAAAACAAGUAAGCUGGUCUUGAUCUGUACACUGUCUUCUUUUAUUAUACUUAAUAGUUCUUUCCGUGUUUUGAUUAGCCUGUGACUUCACUAUUUAGAAUUUUAAAAAUGUCAAAGAAUAAAAUUUAAGAAGUAUA